UGGGCACCUGCAUUUCCAUUUUACCUAGAUACAGCAGAUACUUUGACGAUCCCUAGCUUGAAAGCAUAUCAAAGCGCCCAUCCUGUAUUGGCACUAAGGCUUAGGACCCUCUGACAAAAUCCUCCUAUUCUAUGGUCGUUCCCUCAGUAUUUCCCCCCCGAUUCCAGGAUUCCAUACUUUUGCGGAGAAUAUCGGUGUUGACCACCUCUUUUGUGCCUUUCCCCAAACCACUCCUGACCCCACCCUUCUAUCAGACAAAGCACCACUACCCAGCACACCGCGAACACGUAACCGACGAGCUGCGGGGCUAUCCAUCGGGAGUCUGUAAGGCACGAGACCAGUGCGCCUUCGUCGCCAGAUAAUCCGACCAAUCGCUGCUUGGACAACCAUGGUGUCCUAAAGACUUGAAAGUACGGCUACAUACCCACACCCAUAACCAAUUGCCACGCGACCAGUUGGUAGUGAAUUCACUACCGGAGACCACCGUGGUACCCCUCAAUAUGGCUUCCUCUUUGGAUGCUCGGUCGCUCGAGAAGCGAUACUCUGCAUUUCCGAAUAGCUUGGAUCCAUUGACGCCUGUGUUCCGGUCUGGGCUUAUUCCGGUUACUAUUUUUGCUAUGAUGAGCUUGAUAUCAGUCACGGCGCUCCUGAUCUUCAUCACUCAUCGAAUGGUAUCAUGGCGAAAGCACUAUAAGGAAAACGUCGGGUACAACCAAUAUGUCAUCCUCAUCUACAACCUCCUGCUGGCGGACUUACAACAAUCAAUCGCCUUCUCGAUAUCUUUCCACUGGCUUCGUAUAGGCAAGAUUAUAGCACCUACAGCACCAUGCUUCGUCCAGGCCUGGUUUCUACACAUCGGAGAUAUCGCAAGCGGAUUUUUUGUUCUCGCAAUUGCAAUCCACACUUGGAUGGGAGUCGUUAAAGGAUACAAGCUACCUUACAUGUGGUUUGUUGUAUCAAUACUGGGCAUUUGGCUGGUAGCCUUACUCCUCACCAUACUGGGUCCAGCGUUGUACCAGGGCCGCUUCUUCGCUCGGGCUGGAGGCUGGUGUUGGGUAUCCACCGACUAUCAAAACGAACGCCUCUGGCUGCACUAUUUCUGGAUCUUUAUUGUCGAAUUUGGAACUAUUAUCAUCUACGCUCACAUCUUCUUCCAUUUGCGCGGCCGCAUUCGUAGCAUCAUGGCCAAUGAUACUUCGAAACUUACGCGUGCGAAUAAGUUUAUGGUCCUCUACCCACUCGUAUACGUGAUCCUCACCUUGCCUAUCGCAGUGGGUCGCAUGGUCGCCAUGACGGGUACCCAUAUGCCCGACAUAUUCUUCUGCGUCGCCGGCUCCAUGUUGACAUCAUGCGGUUGGAUCGACGCGCUCCUAUACACCCUAACCAGACGCAUACUCGUCUCGGGCGAUCUUUCCACAGGGAAUUACAACCGCACCCACGACGUCACCGCCAUCGCAACAAACGCCGCGCGCCCGGGAGACGUCAACGACUACGGCCUACAAUCCAUGUCGAGCAAGGAGCCCAUAGCCGGCUCCGCCCGCACCGUCACCAUCGUCGGCGGCAGCAAUCGUCUCUCACGCUUAGCCGACCACCGCCGCGGACGCAGCCAUACGCAGCGCUCACGGCAGGAAGAGACAAUGCACGAGGACCUAAGCCCGACGAGGACGGGUUCCCAGGACUCGAUAUACAAGCCUAUGCAUAUUGAAAACGCAAUCAAUAUUGUCACGGAGACGAAUAUUCAGGUCGAGAGUGCGAGUGAGGAGUUCGAUAUGGUGGUACCGCAGAGGGAGAGGAAGAGUACAGAGUAUACACGACGGUUAUGACAAGCAUAGUAAUGGACACGGCCUUGUCAUGUGGAAUGGGAUGAGAUGAAAUAGUUAUACAUAUACCCCGGAUCGAAUAAAAUCUAAUUACAUAAAAUCAAGGCA
This is a messenger RNA of Cucurbitaria berberidis CBS 394.84, 1928 nucleotides long. RefSeq lists its product as uncharacterized. Gene Ontology annotation, cellular component: plasma membrane. The transcript has 2 exons. The record is from RefSeq and is a predicted model, not a curated record. Gene Ontology annotation, biological process: adenylate cyclase-activating G protein-coupled receptor signaling pathway. Lineage: Eukaryota; Fungi; Ascomycota; Dothideomycetes; Pleosporales; Cucurbitariaceae. Gene Ontology annotation, molecular function: G protein-coupled receptor activity. The coding region runs from base 501 to 1823 and encodes 440 amino acids.